Molecule: messenger RNA, 1176 nt
Organism: Erigeron canadensis
Lineage: Eukaryota; Viridiplantae; Streptophyta; Magnoliopsida; Asterales; Asteraceae
Exons: 3
Coding region: 1-1176 (391 amino acids)
Source: RefSeq, a predicted model, not a curated record
AUGUCUAGUUCAUCAUCAUCAGCCUCUAGUGACGAUUACGAAUCAAACGAUUACGAAGUACUCAAUAAUGCUGUUACGCAAAUGAAUGUUGUUUUCAAUCCCCAAGCCAUAGGUGCGUGUCUUAACGUUAUCUUUGAAGAAGAAGAAAACCAACACCAAGAAGCGUCAAAUUCUUCAACACCCAAGUUUACUAGAAGGGUGAUCUUGCAAGAUCACGUGGGUGCCGCAAAGCUUUUAUACGAUCAUUACUUUGCGCCUAACUGCACUUACCCUCCUGAUAUGUUUUGUAGAAGGUUCCGAAUGCGAAAGAAAAUGUUUCUGCGCAUAGUGCGAGACAUAAACUCCUUUGAAAGCAGCGAACCACUACCGAAACACUUUCAGUUCUUCCACAAAGGCGCGACAGAUGCUAGUGGUCGUCCCGGUUUCAACAUUUUCCAAAAAUGUACUUCUGCUAUACACCAGUUAGCGUAUAGCUAUAAGGCUGAUGCUUUAGAUGAGUACUUGCAGAUGGCUCAAGAUACGGGCUACCAGUGUUUAGACGCUUUCUGCAAAUGUGUGAUACACCUGUAUCAACAAGAGUACUUGAGAAGGCCAACAGAAGCAGAUAUCGAGCGGUUAACUGCCAAACAUGAGCAGGUUCAUGGUUUUCCGGGAAUGCUUGGUAGCAUAGAUUGCAUGCAUUGGGGUUGGAGGAACUGUCCGGUGGCAUGGCAAGGGAAGUACACCCGAGGCGACAAGGGACAUCCAAAAAUCAUGCUUGAAGCGGUUGCUUCAUAUGAUUUGUGGGCUCCUAAAGUAGAGUUUUCGGUUAAUGGGGAGCAAUUUACAAAGGGAUAUUACCUAGCAGAUGGUAUUUAUCCAGAAUGGGCUACUCUUGUUAAGUCAUUCAAGUGCCCGAUGGAGCCGAAAACCACCAAGUUCAAAAGAUACCAAGAAGCUGCAAGAAAGGAUGUUAGGCGUGUAUUUGGGGUUCUUCAAGAUAACGGGCGUGCAAUUACAGAGUUUGAAGAAGAGUUGAUAGCUAAUACUAUACUCCUAACCCGUACGUGGACUGAAAGGUGUUCAACGCAACUUCGUAUGUACGGGGAGCUGCGCGAUAGAAUGGCUCACCAUCAACUCCGCAAUGCUCUAAUCGAACAUGUUUGGAACCUCCCGGAACACGGCCGUCAACGUUGA